UUGUGUGGCAAUGCCAUGGUUUGUGCUGAAUCAGACGAGGAACAGUGUGGAUAAAGAUGGAGGCAUGCCGGCCUCCGCAGGUCCACAAGCAAAUAAAUGCACUUCCGCUGCUGCCCUUGGCGUCGAAACGAAGCGCAUAUUUAUCGAGACGUCGCUUGCGCAAAUCCAUCCACGUCUCCAGUCCUUAACCCUUCUUUCUUCUUCUUCUUCUUCUUCUUGUUUCCUCGGUGUAUAUAAAGAGAGAGAGGUUCCUGCCUCGACAACCAGCACAAGAUUAAUUAGGGGAAGGCUGCUUGACGAUCUUCUCAUGUCUACCUCGACCCAGGACUUGGACAACAUCUUCCAUACCUUCGACAUGGGUUCUCUGAGAACUCACCUCCCCAUAAAAAGGAAAGGGUUGUCGAAAUAUUUCUCCGGCCAAUCGAAGUCUUUUAAGUGCCUGGCGGAUGCAAAGUGCGUCGAGGAUCUUAAGAAGACGGACGUGCCGGAGAGAAAGCGGCGGAAGUAUUUGGACCGCCGGGCAGCAGCGUCCAAUAACGCACUACUCUUCUCCUGUAGCAGUUAGAUGUGUUAUAUUGUUCUUGCCACAGGUCUCCCUCCAUAGGUGCGCGGUCUCUCUACCUGCUGCGGCACCCUCGAUCCAAUAUAUAUAUAUAUAUAUAUUGAAAGAUUGCAUUAUAACCUCUAGACUCAGUAUUAUAGAGCAAUUUUUAAGGUGAUAAUAUUUAUUCUUUUUCAUAAUU
Musa acuminata subsp. malaccensis (wild Malaysian banana) is the source of this 743-nucleotide messenger RNA. Lineage: Eukaryota; Viridiplantae; Streptophyta; Magnoliopsida; Zingiberales; Musaceae. The record is from RefSeq and is a predicted model, not a curated record.